Molecule: messenger RNA, 2766 nt
Organism: Leptosomus discolor (cuckoo roller)
Lineage: Eukaryota; Metazoa; Chordata; Aves; Leptosomiformes; Leptosomidae
Source: RefSeq, a predicted model, not a curated record
CCUGUCCCCUUGGUUUCUUUAAAGUAUCUGUGGGAAAUGACCCCUGCCGUCUAUGCCCUGCCCACAGCCACGCUCCACUGCCAGGUUCCAGUGAAUGUGUGUGUCAGAACAGCUACUAUCGAUCUGCUUCAGACAAUUUUGAUGCUCCCUGCACUGGCAUACCCUCUGCUCCCCGUGACCUUAGCUAUGAAGUUGUUGGCUCCAACGUGCUCCUGACCUGGCGCCUCCCCAAGGACCUGGGUGGCCGCAAGGAUGUUUUCUUCAAUGUCAUCUGCAAAGUGUGCCCAGCAGGGUCCUCAGGGCCAUGCAUGCGCUGUGAGGACAGUGUACAAUUUGAACCACGGCAAGUGGGCCUGACAGAAAGUCGCGUGCAAGUCUCCAACCUCUUGGCUCGUGUGCAGUACACCUUUGAGAUCCAGGCUGUCAACUUGGUGACUGAAUUGAGUUCAGAAGCACCUCACUAUGCCACCAUCAAUGUUAGCACAAGCCAGUCAGUCCCCUCUGCUGUCCCUAUGAUGCAUCAGGUGAGUCGUACUACCAGUAGCAUCACACUGUCAUGGCCUCAGCCAGACCAGCCUAAUGGGAUCAUCCUGGAUUACCAGCUACGCUACUUUGACAAGGCAGAAGAUGAGGAUAAUUCUUUUACCUUGACUAGUGAAACCAACAUGGCCACCAUAUCAAAUCUGAGCCCAGGCAAGAUCUAUGCCUUCCAAGUACGAGCUAGAACAGCAGUGGGCUAUGGCCCAUAUAGUGGAAAGAUGUAUUUCCAGACUUUAAUGGGAGGGGAGCACUCGGAGAUGGUUCAAGACCGACUGCCGCUCAUCGUGGGCUCAGCGCUUGGUGGUCUAGCCUUCUUGGUAAUUGCUGCCAUUGCCAUCCUUGCCAUCAUCUUCAAGAGUAAAAGGCGAGACACUCCGUAUACAGACCGCCUCCAGCAGUAUAUCAGUGCACGAGGACUUGGAGUGAAGUAUUACAUUGAUCCUUCAACCUAUGAAGAUCCCAAUGAAGCUAUUCGAGAAUUUGCCAAGGAGAUUGAUGUGUCCUUCAUCAAGAUUGAGGAGGUCAUUGGAUCAGGAGAGUUUGGAGAGGUGUGCUUUGGUCGCCUAAAACACCCAGGGAAGCGUGAAUACACAGUAGCUAUUAAGACCCUGAAGUCAGGUUACACAGAUGAACAGCGGCGGGAGUUCCUGAGUGAGGCCAGCAUCAUGGGUCAAUUUGAGCAUCCCAAUGUCAUCCAUCUGGAGGGUGUGGUCACCAAAAGCCGGCCAGUAAUGAUCGUCACAGAGUUCAUGGAGAAUGGAUCACUGGAUUCUUUCCUCAGGCAGAAGGAGGGACAGUUCAGUGUGUUACAGCUGGUGGGAAUGCUACGGGGGAUUGCAGCUGGCAUGCGCUACCUCUCAGACAUGAACUAUGUGCAUCGUGACCUGGCAGCACGUAACAUUUUAGUCAACAGUAACCUUGUGUGCAAGGUGUCAGACUUUGGUUUGUCCCGCUUUCUGGAGGAUGAUGCUUCAAAUCCUACCUAUACUGGAGCUCUGGGCUGCAAAAUCCCCAUCCGUUGGACUGCCCCUGAAGCUGUCCAGUAUCGCAAGUUCACCUCCUCCAGUGAUGUCUGGAGCUAUGGCAUUGUCAUGUGGGAGGUGAUGUCCUAUGGCGAGAGGCCUUACUGGGACAUGUCCAAUCAGGAUGUAAUUAAUGCCAUUGACCAGGACUACCGCCUGCCACCACCCCCAGACUGCCCAACUGUUUUGCACUUGCUGAUGCUUGACUGCUGGCAGAAGGAGCGGGUCCAGAGACCCAAGUUUGAGCAAAUAGUCAGUGCCCUAGAUAAGAUGAUCCGCAAGCCAUCUGCCCUCAAAGCCACUGGCAUUGGGAGCAGCAGACCAUCUCAGCCUCUCCUGAGCAACUGUCCUCCAGAUUUCCCUUCACUCAGCAAUGCCCAUGAGUGGCUGGAUGCUAUCAAAAUGGGCUGUUACAAGGAGAAUUUUGACCAGGCUGGGCUGAUUACAUUUGAUGUCAUAUCACGCAUGACUCUGGAAGAUAUCCAGCAUAUUGGCAUCACCCUCGUUGGUCACCAGAAAAAGAUUCUAAACAGCAUCCAGCUCAUGCGAGUCCAUUUGAAUCAGCUUGAACCAGUUGAAGUGUGAUGUUUACAUCAUCCUUAUUCCACUAGUCUCAAACUCUGGAAAGGUUCUGGGGUAAUUCAGAGGGAUUUUCUCUGUAAGAAAAAGAGAUGUCUGUAUGCUACUUGGAGACUUAAUGCACCCAGAGAGAGCACACUACAUGUCCUGUUCCAUGAACAAAACCAAAGCCUUGCCAUGAUUUGAAAGCAGAACUAAAUAACUGGUGGUGUUUAAAUGUGGCUGACAUCAUACAUUGGGAAUGGGUUGGGGGAGGGAAAGGUAUAAUAACAUGGGGAGGAGAUGGAAUAAUAGCUUGGACAGAUCACAAGCACCCAUUGUCUCUUCUCUGUCAACAGAAGGUAUCAGACAAAUUUACAAAGCCAUCAGCAGGCUUUAUCUGUGGCUGGGAGCCCAGCAAAGCUACAAAGACAUAAUAAAGGCAACAAAAAUUUACCAAUUUUUCCAAAAGAAUGCCAUCAUGGUGUGAGAGAUUAUUACUCAAAUGGAGAUGAACAUGAGUUUAUCACUUGGUAUGCUAGCUUGGUCCGGAGCUCAAGUUCCAGUUAAUGCACAAUAUGUGGUAAGCAAUACGACAUGUCACCUGUAAAGAGGUUGAGAGUAAAGGGCUCAAAAUUCUUUUCUA